AUGGUGAGACCGGGCCAUCUGCUUCUGCUCUGUGAUUCCACCGAAGUCAAUGUAGUAUCGUCGGUGUUCAACUUCUUGACAGCCACCUUGGUAAGUCUUCUAUUUCAGUGUUAUCUCGUUUUAGGUGGUUUUUUGAUGUUUAAUAUCUUUUUUGAAGUUUUAAACUAUAUUUUACUUCAGGCGGUUUGCGCGUUGGUGAGUAAUGAUUGGCUGCUUCUGAAUAACGGAGAACUGAACGAUCCUAGAAGUCUGAAUGAAUCUUUGUACAAUAACACGUGGGACGACUUUCUCUCUAGAAUCCAGAACGAUGAACUCAAUUCCUUGAACAUCGUGCCUUGUGAUUCUAUCGGUUCUAAACACUUUUGGCUUCCAGCCCGCUUCGGAUCUUUUGUAGAACACAAUAACAGACAUUUGAUCUACAGUUACAAUCAUAGCUGUAAGUAGAUAUCACUUCUUUUGAGCUUAACAUACUUUUUAUUUACUCUAAUAUAACUAUUGCAUUAUAACUACUUUAGUAUAGGAAAGAAGUAUUAAUGAUACUAUUGUUUAGCUCUCAUUGAUUGCAUUUCUCCGACUGUAGCCAACUACUUCUACGUUAUCAUAGCGUUAUGCUUUGUUGUAGUAACUACUUCUUCCUUCGCCGCGGUGCUACACUUUAUGGCACCACCGUUCGGAUUCUUUGUUUGGCUUAAAGUCAAUUCUACGUUAGAAAUAUGUAACUGUAAGUAUCUGUCAAUGAGUAAUAUUAUGUUACUGGUUGAAAACAUGAAAAGUUUUUACGACGAUAGUAGAGUUAAUGUAUUAGGCUUAAGCAUUGCAAUUUCAGGUUUUAUUGCAAUAAUGACCCUGCUCGCCUGCUUCCUCAGUCGUGCAGAAGUCCAGAAUCUUCGCCCGGAAGCGUUCAUCACCUUCGGAUUCGGCUUCCUUCUGAUGGUCUCGACCUUCUUCUUAUCACUGAUCUCAGCCUGUCAUGCUCAGAGAAAGCAAAUGAAGCUUCGGAAGACGAGGCGGGUCACCAAUCAGCGUCUCAUGUGCACUCGAACCCUCAGGUCAUGGCGAAAUGUCACUCAAAGGAGCGAAGAUACGAGGCCGAUCAUCAACUUUGAACGCUACCUUCUGGAGCCAGGCCUUCGAAGUCCUAGCGUGGCCACGAUCUCGACGACGGCCGACGGCGGUCAAGACUGUCACGAACUGGUCAGGGCCGAAGAUGCCGAACUGUGA
Molecule: messenger RNA, 1221 nt
Organism: Bursaphelenchus okinawaensis
Lineage: Eukaryota; Metazoa; Nematoda; Chromadorea; Rhabditida; Aphelenchoididae
Source: the annotation of a GenBank genome assembly